UAUCAAAUGAUGAUAAAAUUAUAGUUACUGCUAGAAUUAAGUAGGCGCUAGGCCUAUUGAAAAAAGAUGAUGACAAAUGAAAAUAAGAAAUAUCGGUUAAUGUCACGACUUUAGGUCUCACAUUUGACAGACGCUUUACCAUGGGAAAUUUGUCCAUGUUUAUUCACAGGGAGACUGAACGUUAUAUGGUUCAAUCUCUACCUCCAGACAUUGCCCCACUUUCUCCUGAAGUUGUGGAACUUGGGCAGGCUGACAAGGACUUUGGUCGCCUGUUCCCACCUCCUGAAUUUGCCAUGCCUUCCGAUACCCUUUCUGAGGAUUCAGUUCGGCCUUCCACGGUUUUUUCGGACAUUAUUUCUCAGACACUGCUAAUAACACAGCCCAGUCACCACCUUAGUCUUUCUCUGGUGCCAGCGAUGAAUGUGAAACUUGUGAGGUUGACACUAUUGGGUCAUAUUUCUGUGGUGAUGACAUUGACAAUAUGCAAACCAGUUUACUUGAGCCUCAAACUGCUUCAAGCACUAACAACUCCAUUUUUCCUGGGCCAUCAUCAUCACCCUGCACUACAGCAAUUAUAG
This is a messenger RNA of Limulus polyphemus (Atlantic horseshoe crab), 578 nucleotides long. RefSeq lists its product as uncharacterized. The transcript has 2 exons. Bases 141 to 578 code for a protein of 145 amino acids. Lineage: Eukaryota; Metazoa; Arthropoda; Merostomata; Xiphosura; Limulidae. The record is from RefSeq and is a predicted model, not a curated record.